AGCUUCCCCAUUUCAAAUUUCCUGCAACGAGAGUGAAAGUAGGAAGGACAUUUUGGUCUUCACAAUAACUUUUUUUUUGUUCAUUAAAAAGACACAUACUGGGAUUCGAACCAUGACCAUUUUAUAGGAAAGCAAAGAUUAUAACCAAUCAUACUAAGUAGAUUUGUUGUAUCUUUUUAAAUUAAAAACAUAUAAUAGCCGGGAGGAAAAAACUCUUCCCCUAUUUCAAAUUCCCUGCUCCAGGAGCAUUUGUAGGAAGGGUAGAAUAGGGAGUGUCAAUUUUUUUCUCUUUCCUCUGUGGAACGGGCCAACUUACCGUACACAUGCGGAUUUAAACGGGUCCAAGAGUGUCAAUUUUUUUCUUUAAGCUCUUUUAUUUCUCCGUGGUGAUAAAAUAUAUAUGAAAAGGCAAAAAUAAUAAUCCUUUUUAUUGUUAAAAAUAAAAAAGACACGUACUGGGAUUCGAACCAUGACAAUUUUAUAGAAAAGCAAGGAUCAUAACCAAUCACACUAUGUAGAUUUGUUGUAUCUUUUUAAAUUAAAAACAUAUAAUAGCCGAGAGGAAAAAACUCUUCCCCUAUUUCAAAUUCCCUGCUCCAGUAGCGUUUGUAGGAAGGGAUAAUAGGGAGUGUCAAUUUUUUUCUCUUUCCUCUGUGAAACGGGCCAACUUACCGUACACAUGCGGAUUUAAACGGGACCAAGAGUGUCAAUUUUUUUCUUUAAGCCCUUUUAUUUCUCCGUGGUGAUAAAAUAUAUAUGAAAAGGCAAAAAUAAUAAUCCUUUUUAUUGUUAAAAAUAAAAAAUUUAACAAUAAACUAAUGAAUGGUAUCUAAUGGCUAACCGCUAACCAUAAAAUAAAAAGUUGAAUGGGUCUGACCUACACGGGAUUUGUCCAUCAAGUAAAACAAAUGAACAUCAUUGGUUUGUCAUUCUAAAACAAGUUAUUUUCUCUAACAUAAUAUAUAUUUUGCUAUUAUUUUAUAUCUUAGUGGCUAAAAUAUAAUGUAUUUUAAAGUUAUUCAAUGGUUCAACCUUGACCAACCCAAUUAGUCCAAUUUUUAUCAUUUCAAAUAUAUAUUAUAUAAUUAUUUGAUAUAAUAAUGAUCAAAUUAUAGUGUAUUUUAUAGGGAAUCGUUUGAUAUUUGUUAGUAAAAAACUAAACAGAAAGAUCUAUUUGGUUAUUUUAAACAUUAAAACGAUCCUAAACAUUUUCAGUUCCUUUUGAAUUUCUAUGGUUUUAUUCCCGAAUAAGUGAUGUGCAAAUGGCGAAUUGCAGUCAUCUCUUUUCUUUCACUAUUUUUUAUUUUCAAAUAGAAAGUUUAAAAUUAAAGAAUAAUUAGGAUUUGGCAUGGGUCGGUCAAACAGGCUGAAUUUCAAGUUUUGGCCCGUUUAUUUUAUGCAUUGCAAAUUUAUUAGCAUGUUGAUGGAAAUGUCUUGGAAAAAAGACAUAUAAGUUGUACCUUUGCAGAAAUUUCCUCAAAUGUUUGAAUGCUUUGCGAAUCAGGUUCCGUGACUUUUGUGAUGGUGUAUGUGCUUGACGAUUGCUCGAUGUUGUAACUACUUAAUUUGAGAGUAAAUCUUUGAUUUUCCCUAUGAGUUGUGAUACCAGUUCUGGUGGUUGCAGCAUGUUGUCGUUGUUGGCCUCUAAAAGUUGUUCCGUCAUGAUGCUAAAUACCUUUCUUUCUUUUUUAACAAAUUGUGUAGUAGUGCUAUUAAACAGACCACCCAUGAACGCUACGCUUAUUAUGGUCUGUUCUUUCCGGUGGUGAGAAAUUGUGAAUUGAGAAUCAUAUUCGCCUACCGCACUGUGUCUGGCUGGUGGCUGCUUACUGUGCUCUCUAGAGUUAUGAAACAGACUACCCAUGAACGUUACCCUUAAGAGUCCAUAACUUUGCGAAAACCCAAAUUUAGGCAAUCAAAGGUGGUGGAUGUGUGAUGAUUUUUUAUGGCUUAAUUGUUUGUGAAUUGGAUAUCUGAUCUUUGUAUGAUUAGAGGGGAUGUUUGCUUAAUAGAAUAAUCCAUUUUAAUUCAUGUUUAUUUUUAACAUGAACUUUAGUAACUCAAAACCUUCGAGACACAUAUCACAUACUGCAUUGUAUCAUCUUGCCUGGGUGCUUGCUGUGUUGUCAAACUUCUUUGCUGUUGCUGCAUUUACACUAACAGGGGAGUUAAGAACCCAUGAAUGUUUCCGUUUGACACAAAUAGGAGGACUUGCUUCUAAACCGUGCACUAAAGAUGAUUGGAGGAAACAUCUCUGUUGCAGUUGAUAUACUGGAGACCAGAACAAAAGCAACGUAUAACAUCAAAACCAACCAUCUGAACUAUUAUUAGCAUUGUUGCUUUACUCUUUUUUCGUGGUUGAGUCUCCUUCAAAAAAUUUAGUUUGAUUUUAGAAAAUUUUGCUUCUGCAGUCCUGUCUUGCCACCAACGCGUUCAGUAGAUGGAGAUGGCAGAGGCGAAGGCUAUUUUUGUGUUGUUGUUGCUGGUUUAGGGAUCGGUUUGUGAAGAAGAGGGAGAAGAGAGGGGGAAAGGGAAAUGCAUGAGAGGGGGGAUAACUCUUUUCUCCGACAAAAUUGGAGUGAAGAAAGGAAUUGUGAUCAGUAAGGAUAUGGUUAUCUUACAUAACAGUCUCUAUUCUGUUUGAAUUGAGCUUGGGAGGCAGUGAUAAAGACGAGCUGCAACCAAUUCAUAGUGAGAAGAGAGCUAUGAACUGUGAUCAUGUCUUAUUUCAAGUUAGAAGGUAGUUUCAGUAUAAGGAUUAUUUAAUUUGACAAGUUGUUUCGUCCAUGAUUCUUGGUAGUUUCAUUGCCAUUCUAGCCAUUGUUUAGUCUGUAAUUUUUUAGAAUUGAUGUGCGAGUAAUGACUUUCACUUAGCUUCAACUAUUAUGUGUGUAUUUAUUGGCAUGUGAUAGAAUUCUCUUUUCCUUUUCUUUGAAUUUAGUUUCAUAGUCUAAUUGUAUCAUUUGUACAUAGGCAAAUCAUGCUCGAGAUGACAACUCGCUUAUAUGGCUGGUGCAAGGGAUGCAGCCAUCAUUAGAAUUCAUACCAACAACGGGGAGGGAUGCCCAGGACUAAUUCAAUGAUGAUUGAUGAUGGUAUAAUAAAAACUGCAGUCUGCAUCACCACCAAUUUCUAGGCCUAAGUAAAGUUAUUCAAUCCAAAACUCUGCUUAGCGCUAAAAAUUGCCCUCACCCAACCUUGAUCCUGUCACACUUCUGAAGAGUCAAGAUAUAUGACUAAUCCUCUCCGUUCGUAUUUUCUUAUUGACUCUUUCUGACCCUUUAGGUUUGGGCGGGUCGGGAAGAAUCAGAUUAGUGGGUCGAUCCUAAUCAAGUGGAAUCCCAAUCCCUUCACUCUCACUUGCUUUCUCUCCCAUUCCACAAGUGGGUGACAUAUAGUAAUCCGGCCAACGGGCCGGGUAAUAAGCUAGUUAUUUUAAUAGCGGUGAAGUGAAGGAGUGAAUGCAAGUCAGCCCAGUCGGACGGAUGGCGCAAGAUUUUGUCCAAUUCCAUUAUUACAUUCAUCCACCCUCAUUAAACAAACGGGGAAAACGUCACAAUCUUCUCCGACUCCAAGGGCCCCUUCGGGUACUAAUUCUAACAGAAAGAACCUAAAAACCAGCGGCCGCCACCCUCCGUGUCCCCACCCCGCACCCGACGCCGCCACCGCUCCACCACCGGCGAUUAUCCCAUUUCCUUCUCUCCGAGAUCGAAUUCCCCCAUCCGCUCUCCGGCCGCUGCUUCAUCUGGUCUCUUCCCCUUUCCCACAAUCUCAUGGAAUUUAGCUGACCUUUUUCUCUCCCCCAGUCAACCUCGAUUCUUUCUCCACCAAUCAAUUUCAGGGGGUUUACUGUUACAUUCCCGUUUUCUAAUCGCAGUGAGGAAGAAGAAGAACACAAAUGUCAGCUGCAAAGAUCGCCAAGCCGCAUCGCCUGAAUCGAACUCCUCCUCCGCCGCACCACCACCGGCGUCGCAGUAGUAGCAUCGGAUCCCCCUCCCCGAACAGGCAUCGCAUUGUUUUCGACGACGACGACGACGACUGGUUGCCGAUUUCCGCCGGAGCUAAAUCGGCUGCAUCGCGCGGGAAGAGGACGAAGGACAAUAACAAUCAAAAUAAGAAGAAAACUGGCGCGUCUCGCUCCCAAUCCCCGACGACGAUUCCUAAGCGGCGGAGGAUCGCUUUAAUCCCUGAUUCCGACGACGAUUCCGUUUCGAAUAAAUCCGACUUACUCAUGGAGCGACUCUCCAUCUCCACUAUCAGAGAUCGCGCCAGAGCCAGGUCGCUAUCCUCUUCUUCCGAUUCGUCACCAUCGUCAUCGAAAUCGUCUUCGUCUGCCGCUGCAGCUCCAGAAACACCACCGUUAAACGUCACCGCCGCCUCCUCUGCGAGGCUUCUUCAGCGGUCUAGAGGAGGAGGAGGAGCUGCCGUGGCGCCGGCGAUCAACAGAUGCCAUCAGUGCUUGAAAGCUGAGAGGCAACUCUACGUUCGGUGCUUCAACUGUGCCAAACUCUAUUGCUUGAGAUGCAUCAAGCUAUGGUAUCCUGAGCUGAAGGAUGUAGAUAUAGCACAACAGUGCCCAUUCUGUCGGAGAAAUUGCAACUGCAAUGCGUGUCUUCACUCCGCUACCCUGAUCAAGACCUCCAGAAGGGAGCUCUCCCCCUGUGAAAAUAUUCGGCAUUUGGGUUAUCUUAUCAACUCACUUUAUCCCUUCCUUCAACAAAUCUGUGACCAACAAGAACAGGAAAGACUAGCAGAUGCUACCUUUUCUGCUUCCCCUUCUGAAGUACCCGAGAACUUCUGUAACAAUGAUGAGCGAGUCUAUUGCAACUACUGUGCAACCUCUAUUGUUGACUUUCAUCGAUGCUGCCCCAAAUGCAACUUCGAACUGUGCCUCGGUUGUUGUCAAGAGAUCCGGGAUGGCAGCAUCUUGAGUCGUACUGAAAUGAAGUUCCAGUAUGUAGAUCAUGGCCUUGACUAUAUGCAUGGUGGAGAUCCAUUGAAUUGUUUUCCUUCUCAAUUUCCUGAAGGUAUGACCGAACCUUCGAUUGCAUUGUUGUGGAAUGCUAACAAGGAUGGGAGCAUCCCUUGUCCUCCUGAAGAGAUUGGGGGUUGUGGUGAUUCGGUAUUGCAACUCAAGCGUAUCUUCCCGACUGGAUGGAUUUCUGAUUUGACUGAGAAAGCAAGGAAGUUCCUUGGGACUAGCGACACUAGACAGCAGAGCCUGCCUUGCAAAUGUGGUGAAACCGGGAGAGAAAUGGUAAGGAGAGCAGCUUCGAGAGAAGCGUCCGAGGAUGAUUACUUGUACUGCCCUGUUUCAGAGGACAUUAUAGAGGAGGAAGAUCUUCUUCACUUUCAGAAGCACUGGGCAAAAGGGGAACCCGUUAUUGUUCGUGAUGUACUCGAUGCAACCACUCAUUUAAGCUGGGAGCCAAGGGUGAUGAUGCGUGCCUUAUGCGAGAAUGCCAAUUCCGAUAUUAGUUCAAAGAUGUCUCAAGUAAAGGCCAUCGAUUGCCUGGCUGCUUGCGAGGUGAAAAUCAACACCCGUAUGUUUUUCAAAGGCUAUACUGAUGGGAGAAGAUAUUUCAAUCUUUGGCCUGAGAUGCUGAAGCUAAAGGAUUGGCCCCCUUCUGAUAAAUUCGAAGAUCUUUUGCCUCGUCACUGUGACGAGUUUAUCAGUGCACUUCCAUUUCAAGAAUACAGUGAUCCAAAAGCGGGCAUUCUAAACCUUGCUGUCAAGUUUCCCCAUGUCCUCCUGAAACCCGACAUGGGUCCCAAAACUUAUAUUGCAUAUGGGAUGAAGGAAGAGCUUGGCAGAGGUGACUCUGUGACCAAGCUUCACUGUGAUAUGUCAGAUGCGGUGAACAUUUUGACUCAUGUGGCUGAGGUAGAGGUAAACGAAGAGCAAUCAUUUGCCAUUGAGCAUUUGAAGCAGUUGCACAGUGAGCAGGAUAGAAAAGAGCAAGUAGCACAAAAUAUUAGGGACAGUCAUAACAGUAGGGGAAUUAAUAGUGAAGCAAAGAAGAAUUCUGCUGACACCGAAAGGAGAGUCGAUGAUUCGGAAGAGUCUGGAUGCAUGGGUUUGCAGACAGAACAAACAGAGGACACAAUUGGUGCUCUAUGGGAUAUCUUCAGGAGGGAGGACGUCCCCAAAUUGGAGGAAUAUCUUAGAAAGCACUCCACAGAAUUCAGGCAAACAUACUGUUGUCCUGUGAAGCAGGUCAUCCAUCCAAUUCAUGACCAAUGCUUUUAUUUAACAUUGGAGCAUAAGAAGAGAUUGAAGCAGGAAUUUGGAGUGGAGGCUUGGACAUUCCAGCAGAAAGUUGGAGAAGCUGUGUUCAUUCCUGCAGGAUGCCCGCAUCAAGUCAGGAAUCUAAAGCACUGUUGGCAGUUCUAGGUACCGCCCUAAACUCUAUACAAAUGGACAAAGAGCUAAGGAUCUGACGACACUCUCGUAGCACCGGACCACCAAUCGAGUCUUCUAUGAAGCCUUGCUGGAUCUGCUUGACGACCACUUCAGAAUCACCUUCGACUAUCACGUGAGUCAAAGAUCUUCAGGUGAUGAUGGAAAUAGCGUCUCUAAUGGCUAGGAGCUUUGCAGGACUUUGUUUUGGCUAAAAACAAAUUGUGUUUUGUAGACGGAACGUUGUCACAGCCAAAGGAAGAACGAGAAUUGUGGCUUGGUUGCGUUGUGAUGCAACAAUCAAAGGUUGGCUAAAGUCCUAAAUGACAACCGAGGUUAGGCGAAGCAUUCAAUUCACAAAAAAAAAAAAAAAAAAAAGCAAAAUAGAUAUGGGACAAUCUCCGUAUGUGCUUUGAUCAAGUAAGUGCGCCCGUCGCUAUGAGUUGUGUCGCCUAAUAGGCAGUUGCCUCAAGAGAAGCUAUCUGUGUCUACUUACUAUACUGAGCUUUGUUUCUUGUGGGAGGAAGCUUGGCAAAUCUCGCCCACACCAACCUGUACAUGUGGCCAAUGCACUUGAAACUUGAAGAAACGUACUCAUAACCGAGAUGAGAGUAUUCGUUUUUUCGACUUCAUAAUGGCAUUGGAAUACGUGUUUGCUACUGUGAAAUAUCAAAUUCUCUCCAUGAAGCAAACUCUGGCUAUUAUGGAGGCGUUUAACAUGGUGGUUAUCGAUGAACAGUAAUGAAAAAUUGCUCAGAAUCGCAAACCGCGUGUUGAGGUUACUACGUCACGGACACUCAAUCACAGGGUAAGGCAGUCGGGGGGGGGGGGGGGGGGGGGGGGGGGGGGGGGGUUAGGUCUUGAGAACAUUGAUACACACCCUCUCCUAAAAUUUUCUCAUUGUUAGAAGACGAGCCAUAAUAAGGAAAGAUGUUUUGAACUGAUCGGUUAUCCUCUGGGUGGCACUGAUCGCGGUGGUGGCAAGAGAAAUGGCGGCAAACGAGCAUACUUCCAUAGGUAUAUGCUCUCUUUCACUAAGUCGUGGAUUUUAGAUUCUGGGUGCAACAAACAUAUUACUAGUGAUACUACUUUGCUGGCUAUGGAUGGUCGGGAUUAGAGUUUGGAUCUUAAGGUUCCCACUAAGGAUUCAGUUGGGUACAAUCUAUUGGUUCAGCGAAGCUGCAAAAUGGCAUGGUUUUGCCGCUAGUUCUCUUGGUUCUGUAAGUGUAAUUUGUUGUUAGUGAGUCGACUAACUAAGGAUUUCCAAUUAGCAUUUAUAUUCUAACAUGAAUUCUGCGUCAUCCAGGACUUACACUCCAGACACAUGUUUAGGAUGGGGAAACAAAGUAAUGGUUCAUACUACUUGCGGUUAUUCAAUGAAUUUCGAUUCGCUAUGGUGCUUGCAGUUCAAAAGAAUACCAGUAGUUCUCUUGAUUUGUGGCACUUUUGGUUGGGCAUCAUAUGCUUUUGACAAGUUGUCGAUGUUGAUUUUAUUUCCUAGUAGUAGUCGGCUAGCUCAGAGUCAUUGCCAAGCUUGUUGAGGGCUAAACAAUGUCACACUCCUUUUCCUACGCAUUCUAUCAAGAUUACUCGUAUUUUUUAGUUGAUUCAUGUAGACAUUUGGAAUGAAUAUCAUACAACUUUCUUGAGCGGGGCAUCUUAAUUUUGACUAUUGUUGAUAAUUACAGUCGAGGUAUCUGGAUUUAUUUGUUACGCUUCAACUAUGAGGCGGGUCAUUACUUGAAAAUGUUUUAUCAACAUGUUGUCCAGAAAUUUUCAGGUAAGGUGACUCGCAUCUAGGCAGACAAUGACUUGGAAUUCCAUACACAUGAGUUGGAUGAUUAAUAUGACUCUGAUGGAAUCACACUUCAAACAUCUUGUGUCAAUAUCCACAACAAAAUGAGGUCGUUGAG
Molecule: messenger RNA, 8313 nt
Organism: Linum trigynum
Lineage: Eukaryota; Viridiplantae; Streptophyta; Magnoliopsida; Malpighiales; Linaceae
Source: the annotation of a GenBank genome assembly